AUGGGUUUCAGUAUCCGGAAAGAAUAUGGACAUCGGAGCAAGUCAGACAAGUCAAUAAUAACUUCGAGGUUUGUUUGUAGUAAACAAGGAUUGAAGAAAAUUGACUUACAAGUGUCAAAACCAAAAAAUCCUCGAGCAGAAACAAGAACCAAUUGUCCUGCUCAGAUGGGAAUUAAAAUAAUGGUUAAUGGACAAUAUUGGUGUCAUGAUUUUAUUGAAGAACAUAAUCAUGAUCUUCACACUCUGGCUACCUCGUACAUGAUGUUGUCACAAAGGAAAAUUUCAGAGAUACAUGCUUUUAGGAUUGAUUUGACAAAUGAUUCAGGUCUUAGACCCAAGGCGAUAUUUGAUUGCAUGGGUAGGCAGGUAGGUGGUAUAGAAAACCUUGGGCACACCAAACAAGACCAAAAGAAUUAUCUCCGGACCAAAUGGCAACGAGAAUUAGUUUAUUACAAAGUGGCGAAUUUGUUAAGGUACUUUGAGAAACAAACCAGGGCAAAUUCUUCUUUCGCAUACUCAUUGCAGUUGGAUAGCGGUGAAAAGAUUGCAAAUAUAUUUUGGGCUAAUCCAAGGAUGAUUAUAGACUAUGCAUUGUUUGGUGAUGUGAUUACGUUUGACACUAUAUUUGACACCAACAAAGAAUACAGGCCAUUUGGUGUGUUUGCUGGAUUCAAUCAUCAUAGGAGAGUUUACAAUGAUGAAGUGGAAUUUGAAAAGGCAUGGGAGAAGUUGCGUAUUGAUUAUGAAGUGGCUGAUGGUUCAUGUUGUAGAAAAUUUGAGACGUAUGACAUUCUAUGUUGCCACGCUAUCAAAAUUUUAGAUAGACUAGAUAUCAAGAUGAUUCCUGAAUCAUAUGUUUUGAGGAGAUGGACUAGGACAUCGAGAAAUAUUGAGAUGAAAGACAAUGAAGAGAAAAUAGUUGAGGAAGAUGUUCUUCUGGAUUAUACACAACGCUAUAGUGUUCUUAGCCCUUUAUGUGUUAAAUUAGUUUCGCAAGCAUCGACUUCAGAUGAGGGAUACACUUUGGCUCACAAAAAUGCCCAUGAGUUGAGUAAACAACUUCAAAAUCUUCAGUGCAAUGAGGAGAAUCUAGAUGAAAGUGGUGAGAGUCACAUUGUGCAAUUAGAGAACAAAUGA
Telopea speciosissima is the source of this 1137-nucleotide messenger RNA. RefSeq names its product protein FAR1-RELATED SEQUENCE 5-like. NCBI's taxonomy places the organism in Eukaryota, Viridiplantae, Streptophyta, Magnoliopsida, Proteales, Proteaceae. Bases 1 to 1137 code for a protein of 378 amino acids. The record is from RefSeq and is a predicted model, not a curated record. The transcript has 3 exons.